AUGCCGAGAUUGUUGGCCAAAGUCGAAGGACGAGGAAACGGAAUCAAAACGGUGAUUUCCAACAUGUCUGAAAUUGCUAAAGCUCUUGAGAGACCACCAAUGUGUAAGUUAUCAACUUUGUAACUGAAUAUAAAACAUUUGUAUUUUCAGACCCAACAAAGUACUUUGGUUGUGAACUCGGAACUCAAACCAAUUUCGACGCGAAAAAUGAACGCUACAUUGUCAAUGGUGAACACGACGCAAACAAAUUGCAAGAUAUUCUUGAUGGUUUCAUCAAACGAUUUGUUUUGUGUCCAGAAUGCGAUAAUCCGGAAACUGCAUUGUUGGUUCGAAAAAACUCGAUUCACAGCAAAUGCAAAGCUUGCGGACAUGCUUUCGUCAUUGAUCCACGUUUCAAAUUGUCGGCGUUCAUUAUAAAAAAUCCACCGAAAAUUGAUAUUGAUUUCUCGAAAGCAGAAACAAACGGAAAAAAGACAUCAAGUGCAACUGAAAACGGAACCGCUGAAGUCGUCGAAACCAAUGGAACUGCUGAUAAAAAUAGUUCCAACGAUGAAGACGAUGAUUGGGAACCGGAACCACUUGCACCAAAUGGCGCAUUGUCAACUGGAAUGGGAAAAUUGGUGUUGGACAAGGAUUUAGAUAAGAGCGAAGAAGAACGCCUUGAUAUGCUUCAUAAUUUCUUUGUGAAUGCAAAAGCUGCUGGAAAGAUCACCGAAUCCAAGGAUCAAAAAGCAUUGUUGGAUGAAGCUGAAAGAUUGGAAUUGAAAACCAAAGCCUCGUUGUUGUUGACAUUGGUUUUGUUCGAUGAGAAUCUGUUGGCUGAUAAGCAAAUCUCAAACAAUCGUAAUCUUUUCCUUCGUUUCACUUUGAAUGAUAAGAAAGCUCAAAGAUAUUUGAUGGGCGGAAUCGAACAAGUCAUUCAAAAACAUGAAAAUGUUUUGUUGGCCAAAUCUGCUCAUAUUAUCAAAGAGCUCUAUGAUUCGGAUGUUUGCACUGAAGAAGCAUUAUUAUCGUGGGGAGAUAAGCCAUCAUCAAAAUAUGUCUCUAAAUCUUUUGCACGUAAGAUCAUUGAACAAGCUGCGCCUGUAUUAACUUGGUUGAAAGAAGCGGAAGAAGAAAGUGAAGAUGAAAGUGAUGACGAUAUUGCGGUUAGUUUUAGGUUGAAUAAGAAUGAACUUAAAUUAAUUUUUCAGUUCGGCGAAGAAAACAAAGAAAGUGAACUUCUUCGCAAACAACGUGAAGAUGCUGCUCGCAAAGCCGCCGCCGCUGCUGCUGCUCCAAAAACCAAUGGCAAUGCUGGAGCAGCCGAAGAAGAUGACGAUGACUUCGAUAUUGAAAAUAUUUAG
Caenorhabditis angaria is the source of this 1346-nucleotide messenger RNA. Lineage: Eukaryota; Metazoa; Nematoda; Chromadorea; Rhabditida; Rhabditidae. The record is from the annotation of a GenBank genome assembly.